AUGCCGUUUGGAAACGAGGUUGAUUUUUUGGUUCACCAACCCUGUGAAACAAUUUCAGAUGAUGAACCGUUAAUAAUGAUAAAAAUGAUAAAAGAUGAUUAUUCUUUUUAUAAUUAUUUUCUAAAUUUUUCCCGAAAUCAUGCAAGUGCAGGGCAUAAUUGGCCAGUUGUUUGGACGGGUGAUCGAUUUAUGUCGAUGCCUAGUUUUUAUAUUUAUCUUAUAGAUGGAACAUUAUAUGAUGACGGCGAAAGAGUAAUAACAAUUGGAGUUAUCCAUUGGUUGAUGAGGAUAUAUGCUGAAAUACAAAUAACAUUUUCGAUUUAUGCUAUCCAUUAUGAUACUGAUACUUAUGUAUUUUUACCUGGAGUAACAUUUGAGCAAUGGGGCUAUAAAUUUGAAUAUGUGGAGUUGGGCGGUCUGACAACUACCGACACCAUAUUAUUUGUUAGUAAAACUGUGGACAAAGUUCUUGAAUAUAUUUCUCUGAAAGUUAAAGAAAAUCCCGAAUACCAAGUGUAUGAUAUACCUCAAAUUGAAAAGGACAUACAACAAUAUUGUGUGGUUAACGGGGUUCAAUUAUCUCGACGUUUGUUUCAAGUUUUGAUUAACAAUCAAUUUCUGGUAAAUACAGUUUAUGAUUUUAUUAAAGAACAAUAUUGUCAAGAUUCAGGUUGUAAAAAACUGUGUUAUUGUGGCAGUAUUACAGACGGGGUGUUAACUGAUUUAACAUUACAGUUUGAAGAUCGUGGCAAUCUGGUGGGGAAUGUAUUGUUUUGA
This is a messenger RNA of Paramuricea clavata, 777 nucleotides long. Lineage: Eukaryota; Metazoa; Cnidaria; Anthozoa; Malacalcyonacea; Plexauridae. The record is from the annotation of a GenBank genome assembly.